This is a messenger RNA of Hordeum vulgare subsp. vulgare (domesticated barley), 2348 nucleotides long. RefSeq lists its product as uncharacterized. The coding region runs from base 483 to 1937 and encodes 484 amino acids. Gene Ontology annotation, biological process: positive regulation of growth. The record is from RefSeq and is a predicted model, not a curated record. Lineage: Eukaryota; Viridiplantae; Streptophyta; Magnoliopsida; Poales; Poaceae. The transcript has a single exon.
CGAAAUCAGACGCCGCAACGGACGUUCGUUCGCUCGCUCCGUCGUGUGGGCAGCGCCUACCAUUUCGGCAAGGCAUUCCCACGCGCGCCGCGACCGUGUCCUCCUCCUCCCGCCACGCACGCUACUUAACCCUCGCACCAUCGCCAUCCCCCACAUCUAAUUGCCCGCGCCAACGCUUAACUUCCGAGCGGCUAUAGCUAGCAAAACGGGGAGCGACCACCGGCGAUAUAUAAGAAAGUUCGUGAGUUGUGACGCCCACACCAACCAUCCCAGCCUAGCCCGUACCAGCAACCGCGUCGACGGGCUGGUAGUGGUAGUGGUACUAGAGGAAGGCCGGCGCCAUCGCCGAGGACGCCCAGCUCGGCGAAUCAUUCCAUUCCAUUACAUGGCUUGAUUGUCUGCCCGUAUUGACAGCAAAGCCAGAAAGGUGCCCACAGCCAACAGGUCGGGCUGUUGAUUCAUUGCUUCGGUGGGAGCGAUCGAUGGUUGCGCACAAGGCGGCCUCGUGGCUGCCCGUGGACUUCCGGCUGCCGGCGGUGCCGCAGGCGGCGCUCGGCAUACUGGCGUUCGAGGCCGGGGCGGCCAUGUCCAAGCUGCUGUCGCUGCACCGCUCGCUCUCGGAGCAGGAGGUGUCCCGGCUGCGCUCCGACGCCAUGCGCUCGCCCGGGGUGGCCUACCUCAACUCCACCGACCAGGCGUUCCUGCUCAGGCUCGCCUGCGCCGAGCUGGUGCUGUCGCUCGACGCCGCCGCAGCCGCCGUCGCGCGCCUCGGCCUGCGCUGCGGCAUCGACUUCGCCGGCGUGUACGCCAGCAUCAAGGCCGGCGCGCACGACGCGCGCCUCGACCUGCUCGCCGCCAAGGGGCUCAAGGUCAAGGCCAAGAAGAUGGAGCGCCUCGUGGCGGCCACGUCCAAGCUGUGCUCCGAGAUGGAGGCGCUGGAUGAGCUCGAGUCCGCCGAGCGGAAGCUCACCGUCCGCGGCUGGAGCCGCCUCAGCGGGCCGAUACCGGCGAAGCUCGCCGACCCGCCGCUGGCCGGCGACUCGAUGGGCGCCGAGUCGCUCAAGCAGGAGAUCAAGACGCAGCUGCUCAAGGUGCGGCGGCUCAAGGAGGAGUCCCUGUGGAGCCAGAGCUACGAGAAGGCCGUGGGCCUCAUGGCGCGCGCCGCCUGCGCCGUGUUCGUCCGCAUCUGCGCCGUCUUCGGCCAGUUCGUGCCGGGGCUUCCGCCGCCGAUGCCGUCCACCUCCGCGGAAAGCGUCCACACCAGGCUGUCCAAGCUGCUGAUGAGCCCGCGGACGGGGAAGGCGAAGGCGUCGUCGGGGCCGAUCACGCGGCGGGAGCGGGAGGGGGCGGGGGCGCCGUCCCGUGUCCACCCGCCGAUGCAGCAGCUGAGCAGCUCGUGCCCGAUCAUCGGCCAGAGGGGGCAGAAGGGCGGCGUGGACUGGCGCAAGGUCCUGGACGCGCCGGCAAGCACGGUGGGCGGCGCCGGGCUGGACCAGCAGUACGCGAACGUGAUCGUGUCGGCGGAGGAGCUGCUGCAGAUGGAGGCGGAGGGGCGGCAGGAGGAGGCGAACGCGGAGCGGGCGGAGAUGUACGAGAUGCUGCCGGGGAAGCUCCGCGCGGCGGUGCGGUCGAAGCUGCGCGACUGGUGGCGGGACCCGGGGCCGCUGGACGCCGGGCUGGCGGAGGGGUGGAAGGAGGCGGUGGAGCGGAUCAUGGCGUGGCUGGGCCCGAUGGCGCGCGACACCGUGCAGUGGCAGGCGGAGCGGAACAUGGACCGGACGCGGCGGUUCGACGGCGGCACGCGCGUGUACGCGCUGCAGACGCUGCGGUGGGCGGACAAGGACAAGGCGGAGGCGGCCAUCGUGGAGGUGCUCGUCGCGCUCAGCUGCGUCUGCUGGUAUGAGGAGCGGCGGCGCGGCUCCGUCCGCAUCAGCUAGCUGAUCGCCGCCGCCCGUCCAUGGAUGAGCCGUUCAACGACGGCGCCAUGGCCAACACACCUUGUCCAAAGCCCAUUCCUUUUUUCUUUUCUUUUCUUCUUCCUUCUUUGGUUCGUUUGUCAAAGCAUUGAUUUGAAAGGGUUGAAUUUUUUGGAGGGGUGGUUGUUAGAUGAGAUCGUCAGGGGUUAGUGGCCACGCGUUAGCAGCAGCCAUAGUGGACUGUAGCAGCAGUAAUCGUUCUUCUCUAGUUUGAAAUUUGGAGGGAGAAAAAAAGCCAAGGUCCGGUGGUUGGUCACUUCACUGUCAAUGGCCUGAGGCCGGCCGGUCUCACUCCGGUGACAGCGAGCGUCCGCCGUAUAAGUUUGUCAGAUUUGUAUGUACAAUGAAUGAAUACACGAUUGAUUCUUUGAA